Messenger RNA from Callithrix jacchus (white-tufted-ear marmoset), 1412 nucleotides. It is a transcript of the gene NQO2, whose product is annotated as N-ribosyldihydronicotinamide:quinone dehydrogenase 2. The record is from RefSeq and is a predicted model, not a curated record. Gene Ontology annotation, molecular function: NAD(P)H dehydrogenase (quinone) activity. NCBI's taxonomy places the organism in Eukaryota, Metazoa, Chordata, Mammalia, Primates, Cebidae. Gene Ontology annotation, cellular component: cytosol.
GCCUUAGACCAUUUUCCUUUAAUCGAGCAUUUUCUUUGGAACCAUGCACCCUUUAUCCGGUUUCCCCCGAUGGUGGCAUCUCACGAAGGACGGUCCGGUGUCCCAACAGCGUGUAGCGUUCCUCAGGACGCAGAUUUCCUCCACAGGAACCCCCUGGGUUGCGCUUUUAAAGACACAUCCACCCGCCUUCCUAACUCCUGAGCACCGCUGACGAGCUGCACUUCUCGCCUCUGUCGUUUGGAAUGAAUCAUCCGGGCGUGACCUUUAGGGGGAAUCUUGCAUAAUACCAGUACACCAGCGGCGCUGUCGAUUGCUGGAGUCGCCCACGAGAGCCACCCACCAAAUUAGAGAGCCACAGCCACCCACCAAAUCAGAGAGAAAGAAUCCAUCUUCUUACGAUAUGGCAGACAGUUUCAUUCCAUCGCCAGGCUGGAGUGCAAUGCUGCAAUCUUAGUUCACCGCAACUUCCACCUCCUGGCUUCAAGCGAUUCUCCUGCCUCAGCCUCCCAAGUAGCUGGGACUACAGGUAAGAAGGUACUCAUUGUCUAUGCGCACCAGGAACCCCGGUCGUUCAACGGAUCCUUGAAGAAUGUGACUGUAGAUGAACUGAGCAGGCAGGGCUGCACAGUCACGGUAUCUGAUUUAUACGCCAUGAAUUUUGAGCCGAGGGCCACCAGGAAAGAUAUCACUGGUCUCAGUUUGCUCUCUGGUAAAUUGCGAAAUACACCAGUCCCACCAGUUGUUAUGAAGAAAGUUGAUAUCUAUGGAGCACAGCACCUGCAAGGUGCGCUUUCUAAUCCUGAGGUUUUCAGUUAUGGAGUGGAAAUGUACGAAGCCUACAAGAAAAGGUCUCUGCCUGGUGACAUCACUGAUGAGCAGAAAAAGGUUCAGGAGGCUGAUCUAGUGAUAUUUCAGUUCCCGCUGUACUGGUUCAGCGUGCCGGCCAUCCUAAAGGGCUGGAUGGAUCGGGUGCUGUGCCAGGGCUUUGCCUUUGACAUCCCAGGAUUCUACGAUUCCGGUUUGCUCCAGGGUAAACUAGCGCUCCUUUCUGUAACCACGGGAGGCACAGCCGAGAUGUACACGAAGACAGGAAUCAGUGGAGAUUUUCGAUACUUCCUGUGGCCACUCCAGCAUGGCACAUUACACUUCUGUGGAUUUAAAGUCCUUGCCCCUCAGAUCAAUUUUGCUCCUGAAAUUGCAUCCGAAGAAGAAAGAAAGGGGAUGGUGGCUGCGUGGGCCCAGAGGCUGCAGACCAUCUGGAAGGAGGAGCCCAUCCCCUGCAGAGUCCCCUGGUACUUCGGGCAAUAACUGUGGCACGUGGACAUCAUGUAAGCAGCACACCAGGAGACCCAGGUGCAGGCAGAGAGAAGAUGGUGCGAUCAUGAAAUAAAAUUACAACAUAACUACCUGGA